AUGAGCCGCACUCUUAACCAGGUCUUUGAGGAGUUCCAGAGGGCGAGGUCCCACUUCGUGCAGACGUUAGCUGACCUAACUCAAAGGCCACAGAACAUUGAUGGCUUGCGCGCCGCUGGUGCAUUGAGGCUUCUACGACCACUGUUGCUAGACUCUGUCCCAGGAAUUCAGCAGACAGCAGCGGUUGCAGUUGGACGGCUGGCCGGACAUAGCGAAGAGGCAGCGAGGGAAUGCGUGAAUGAGGAAAUACUACCGCAUCUUGUUGCCUCGGUCGCGGAGCAGAACGCUGUUGUCGAAGCGGAGGCGAUGCCAAAGACACUUCAUUGCUUGAAGGAUCCCGAUGACCUUGUCCGGAAUCUCCUGUGUAUGCUCAUUUUAGGGGCUAUUGCAGCAUUGGUGGAUUUGAUUCAGGAAACAACGGGGCCGACUCGAUUGAUGUCAGACUUUCUUUCUCCAGAAUCUUCGGACGAGUUGAAAGCAAAGGCAAAGAGAGCUCUUAAAAAAAUCCGCGAGAGUGAAGCUGCUUCUGAAGUGCUGGAUUCUAUUCAAAGUGUCUGCAACCUAUACCCACCUGAAGUCGUCAAUUACUACUCACCAGGCUAUUCAGCAAUUUUGAUUGAGAAGAUAGAUGCCCAAGCAUGA
This is a messenger RNA of Eimeria necatrix, 642 nucleotides long. Its product is annotated as armadillo/beta-catenin-like repeat protein, putative. Gene Ontology annotation, cellular component: microtubule cytoskeleton. Gene Ontology annotation, biological process: cilium movement. NCBI's taxonomy places the organism in Eukaryota, Apicomplexa, Conoidasida, Eucoccidiorida, Eimeriidae. The transcript has 7 exons. Bases 1 to 642 code for a protein of 213 amino acids. The record is from RefSeq and is a predicted model, not a curated record. Gene Ontology annotation, molecular function: microtubule binding.